This is a messenger RNA of Oppiella nova, 824 nucleotides long. The record is from the annotation of a GenBank genome assembly. NCBI's taxonomy places the organism in Eukaryota, Metazoa, Arthropoda, Arachnida, Sarcoptiformes, Oppiidae.
GUCCCGGAUAUGGCGGUCGCCACACAUACGACUCAUACCCAUCACAACAGCCACACAACGCGAUGCCAUUCGCCGGUCGCCAUACCGUUCACAUGAGAGGACUGCCAUAUAAGACAUCUGAGAGAGAGAUCUACGAGUUUUUCCUACCUUUGAGGCCACUUAACGUACAAAUACUGAUCGACGACUUGGGCCGACCCAGUGGUGAGGCCGACGUGGCGUUUGCCACUCACGAAGACUCUGUCAAAGCCAUGAAUAAAGACAAAGCGUUCAUUCACAGCGAUAACAAUAGCGUGAAGAGAGAGUCGUCGCCUCCCAAUCCGUUCAGAAACGGCGGCCCCAGUAGUGACAACGGGAACCAUAGGGUCGGACCGAUGGGCGGCUGGAGUACGACAGGUCUCCAGCAGAUCAACCAAAUCAACGAAGACUUAAUGCGUUCGCGGGUCCGAAUGAAUCCAUCGGACGAUGAAGAAGACAAUCCUCAGAAACAAUCGGAAAGAGAUGCCACAGGUUUGGCACAAAACCCCGGACUGUAUAUAAUCGGUUCAAUAAUGGAUCAAAUAGAUGCCAGUGAGAUCCGGGGAAAUGAAUCGACGGGUGUGUUGACAGUACCGCUGGAUAGCUUGACAUAUGAUAUGAAACACAGAAAGAGAGGUAAAUGUCUUGUGUUUAACCACGAGUCCUUCGACCCCCACACCGGAUGUACUCCCCGUCCGGGCACUGCCAGAGAUGCCGAGGCUAUUGUGGCCUCAUUUCAAAGACUCGAGUUUGAUGUCGAGCUAAAGACGGACGCCUCUUAUGCCGAUAUAAGACACGCCAUGUCUAAA